AUGGGUUCCACCAAACCGCGCCCGUCCGGCAAGAAUUCCAUAAGCCAUGCUCAGUCUCUCCCCGGCAAAACAUUCAUUAUCGACAAUGGCGCGUACAACAUGAAAGCAGGCUAUGCACCUGACUCUCAACCUCUGGAUGAUGAAGAAAUCGCUCUCUCAGCGUGUGCCGCCAUUCCAAAUGCCAUUGUCAAGACUCGCGCCAACCGAACUUACGUCGGUGCUCAAAUAGGCACAAAUGUCACGGACUGGAAUGAAAUGCUUUUCAGGCGCCCUGUGGAGAAGGGCUAUACUGUAAACUGGGAAGCACAGAAAGAAAUCUGGGAGAAUUCAUUCUUCGAUGAGAGGACCGUGCGGUCUAAGGAAUUACACAUUGCGGAUCCAGAGGACGUGACUAUCAUUUUCACGGAGGCUCCAAAUGCUUUGCCGGCACUACAGAAAAAUGCAGAUGAGAUUAUAAUGGAAGAGUGGGGGUUCGGGGGCUAUUUGAGAUGUGUUGUGGGCAUGGCUAAACCGUUCGCGCUGAAUACAGGCCCGUCGCUGAAUGCCUGGAACGAGAUUCAAUCCUUAUUUGAAGAUUCGGUACUAUCACAACCUCGAGCCGUUGCCUCCCCAGCCGAGUGUCUACUGGUGGUUGACUCUGGGUAUUCUCACACGGUUAUCACUCCGGUUUAUAGAGGCAGACCACUUCAACGUGGAAUUCGGCGACUCGACCUUGGCGGCAAGCACUUGACCAAUUACCUCAAAGAGCUGGUAUCUAUGAGGCAGUAUAAUAUGGUGGACGAGACUUAUAUAAUGAACGAAGUCAAAGAGUCGGUGUGUUUCGUGAGCAAUGAUUUUAACCGCGACUUGGAGCGGACGUGGAAAGGGAACCGCAAACGUGGACAACCGGAUCCCACUGAUGGUGUUGUAGUUGAUUACGUCCUGCCAGAUCCGAAUGGAGGCAAACGAGGUUUUAUGAGGCCUCAUGACCCUUUGUUAGGAUCCAAGAAAAGAAAGGCUGUACUCGCCGGCGCUAGCGCCGAGCAGCUAAAUGAGGACGUCCUAGUUCUGGGCAACGAACGUUUCACUGUCCCAGAAAUCCUCUUUACCCCAAGUGAUAUUGGUAUGAAGUCGGCUGGUAUACCGGAUAUCAUCCUGCAGAGUCUCUCGGUGUUGCCGACAGGCUUACACCCGGCCUUCCUGGCCAAUGUUCUGGUCGUUGGAGGCAACUCCUUGCUUCCGGGUUUCAUGGAAAGACUGGAAACGGAGUUGCGCCAAAUCGCUUCAGCAGAGUGUGUCGUUAGGGUCCGACGGCCUAAAGACCCUAUUCGCUUCGCCUGGCUUGGAGGUUCUCGCCUUGCAACAAAUAAAGAAGAGCUCAAGAAGGUGGCGAUUACUCGCCAGGAAUACCAAGAGCACGGAUCGUCUUGGACGACUCGCAAAUUCUCUGGCGCUCUGUGA
Molecule: messenger RNA, 1440 nt
Organism: Aspergillus nidulans FGSC A4
Lineage: Eukaryota; Fungi; Ascomycota; Eurotiomycetes; Eurotiales; Aspergillaceae
Gene: arp6
Product: actin-related protein arp6
Exons: 4
Coding region: 1-1440 (479 amino acids)
Biological process (GO): chromatin remodeling
Cellular component (GO): nucleus; cytoplasm; cytoskeleton
Source: RefSeq, a predicted model, not a curated record